AUGUGUGGGCAGAAGCAGUGGACGCGAGUGGCCAUGAUGGCUCUACUGGUGCUGACGGUGACGGCAGCUGAGGGGGGCAAGGCGGAGAAACAAGGAAAGAAAGAGCGCAAGUCGGACUGCGGGGAGUGGCAGUGGAGCGUGUGCGUGGCCAACGAGGGCGACUGCGGCCUGGGGACCAGGGAGGGCACGCGCACCGGCACCGAAUGCAAGCAGACCAUCAAGACCCAGCGCUGCAAGAUACCGUGCAACUGGAAGAAGAAGUUCGGAGGGGAGUGCAAGUAUGACUUCCAGGCGUGGGGCGAGUGCGACCUGGCGACAGGCAAGAAAAACAGAACGGGCGUGCUGAAAAGAGCGCUCACGGACGCCACCUGUGCCACCACCGUCACGGCCACCAAGCCCUGCGGCAAGAUCACCAAGGCCAAGCUGCAAGACUCAAAGAAGCAAAAGAAGGAGGGCAAGAAGCGAGAGCGCACCCCGAUGGAUUAA
Lampris incognitus (smalleye Pacific opah) is the source of this 486-nucleotide messenger RNA. RefSeq names its product pleiotrophin (gene ptn). The record is from RefSeq and is a predicted model, not a curated record. Gene Ontology annotation, molecular function: growth factor activity. The transcript is spliced from 4 exons. Bases 1 to 486 code for a protein of 161 amino acids. NCBI's taxonomy places the organism in Eukaryota, Metazoa, Chordata, Actinopteri, Lampriformes, Lampridae.